This is a messenger RNA of Rhagoletis zephyria (snowberry fruit fly), 675 nucleotides long. Lineage: Eukaryota; Metazoa; Arthropoda; Insecta; Diptera; Tephritidae. The record is from RefSeq and is a predicted model, not a curated record.
AUGUUCUGUGCAGGCAUUGAUUACAUGGAUUUGAUGUCCACUAUGGGAAAUGCUAUCGCACCUGGCAGCGAUUCCGCCGACGGACAGCGAGACGAUAUUGCGGGAAAGGCCAAGUUCAUCAGCUCAAUGAUUGCCCUUCUCCAGGAGCCAUUUAAUACGAUGGCCCGCUGUCCCAAGCCUAUUGUUGCGGCUGUCCACUCGGGCGUCAUUGGCGCAGGCGUUGACAUGAUCUCAGCAGUGGACAUUCGGUACGCUUCCUCAGAUGCCUACUUCAGCAUCAGAGAAGUCGCCAUAGGAAUGGCUGCAGAUGUGGGCACACUGCAAAGGCUGCCCAAGAUCGUGGGCAAUGACAGUCUGGUUCGUGAGCUGGCCUUCACCGGGACAGACAUGCCUGCCUCAGAGGCCAAGGAGUUUGGCCUGAUCAGUCGAGUGUUUGAAACACCGGAAAAGACUGUCGAAGGUGCUUUGGAGCUGGCCAGAAAGAUUGCCUCUCGAUCGCCGGUCGCUGUGCAGGGCACUAAAAUAUCGCUCAACUACAGCCGAGAGCACACCAUUGAAGAUGGUCUGCAGUUUAUGCAGAUUUGGAAUAUGAGCAUGCUGCAGAGUGAAGACCUGUUGACCGCCACGACAGCUGUGGCUACCAAACAGGAGAGUCCCGAGUUUGCCGACUUGUAA